This is a messenger RNA of Saccostrea echinata, 624 nucleotides long. RefSeq lists its product as uncharacterized. The record is from RefSeq and is a predicted model, not a curated record. NCBI's taxonomy places the organism in Eukaryota, Metazoa, Mollusca, Bivalvia, Ostreida, Ostreidae. Bases 1 to 624 code for a protein of 207 amino acids. The transcript has 3 exons.
AUGGGGAAAAGUGAAAGAAAGGAAAGAUUUGAAGCAAAAAAUCAGAAUACUCAGCAAAUGGAGAAACUGAGAACAGAAUAUAGGGAAGCCAACAAACAAGUCAAAAAGUAUCCUAGGAAGGACAAGAGACAGUUCGUUCAUGACAUGGCUGAAGAGGCAGAGAGAGCAAAAUCACCAAGGCUACAGUGUAUAAAGACACUGAAAAAUAGAAAGGCAGCUGGUCCAGAUGGUAUCCCUCCUGAGGCACUCAAAGCUAUUCCAACAAAGUCAGCAGAGAUGUUACAACCACUUCUGCAAAAGAUGUGGGAAAAGGAAAAAGUACCAGAUGCGUGGAAAACAGGAUACCCGGUUAAACUAUCCAAGAAAGGGGACCACCUGUCGCAGUGUGGAUAUUGGCGAGGCAUCAUGCUUUUAUCCAUUGCCAGUAAGAUCCUAACAAGAUCUCCUCUUUACUCAAUCUUCGUGGACUUUGAGAAGGCCUUUGACAGUGUGGAUAGGUCAACCAUCUGGACAUUAAUGCGGCAUUAUGGAAAUCCACCAAAGUUCAUAAGUGUCAUCGGGAAUCUGUAUGGCGAUGCCACAAGUCACAUCAUUCACAAUGGGAAGCUCACAGAUCUUUAUUAA